Molecule: messenger RNA, 5576 nt
Organism: Macrobrachium nipponense
Lineage: Eukaryota; Metazoa; Arthropoda; Malacostraca; Decapoda; Palaemonidae
Product: titin-like
Exons: 3
Coding region: 562-5529 (1655 amino acids)
Source: RefSeq, a predicted model, not a curated record
AUUUGCAGAAGCUCACAGGAAUCUCCGUUUCAGAACUGCCGUUAGUGAAGACGAAACGAAACUUCGUUGACCUUCAUACCCAACAGUAUCAUGAAAGCAGUGAAGCGAGGAAUCCCAAAUUUCGUGGUAUAUUAACGGAAGGAAACAGAUCGUGAGAAAGUAGUGAUAACGGUAAAACAGACAUUGUACUGUGAGGUGACUGUGAAAUUCAAGUGCCCCUCCCACGGGACCGUGGCGCUUCCCUACCCAAGUCUUUCUCGGCAUCCAGGGUUAUGCUAGGCGUCUCUCACAGUGGUGCCAAGGGAAAUAUUCUCAGGAAAACAUUCAGCUGGGUUGUACAGUAAUUUAAGCUACACUUCAGCUCAGCAUCGCAUUGGCGCGAAGGAAUAGGAUACUCCCCGUUUCCCAAGGACUGGAUUUGUAGAUAUAGCUAUCGAAGCGCUAGUGUUGUGACUCGUUUUCCUUCGGUAUGGACGAGAAAGUUAUACAGCCUACGUACAAUAAAAACGCAGAAGUGUGUUUUAAGCUGACCACGGUUAUUUCAAAAAUCCACUGUAAAAAAUGUCUCAAAGGUCAAAUGUGAGGAGGAAGGGCAGCGAGUCCCAGGAGAAGCCCCCUUCAGGCAGAUCCUCCAGGUCUGCCUCGAGGGGCAAAGAAAAUGACCCUCCUCGGGGUCGUGGGAAGGGUCGAUCGAGAACCUCAUCGAGGGACGUCUCGGCCGACGACGAAUGCUCCAGCAGAGGCGGCGACGACUGGUCCAACAGGAGCAUGGAUGGAGGGUCGAGUCGAGGAGACGAUUUCUCAAGUCGAGGGAACAUCUCCAGGGAAGGGGAUGCCGGGUCCCUGCCAGGAGAACCAGCAAGCGCCGAAGGGGCAGUAGCUUUGCAAGCCUCUGCCGCGGCCGCGGAGGAAGUCGAGGACAAGAAUGAGGGCUGCUUAAAUGUGUCUAAAAUCGCUGGCCAGGUGCUGGGGCGUGGUGGGGGAGGCGUCAUGCGAGUAGGCCUUUUGCCGGCCUUCACCAAGAGCAGCAAGACAGGUUCGCUGCCUCGUCACGCAUCCUCCUCCUCCUCCGCCAAGCAAUCUAGAGAACCCACUCCUCCCCCGCCCACACCACCUCCGACUCCUGCGGCAUCAGAGCGCCCGGCAGUACCAGAGUCCCCGAAACCGAAAAUCAAGGGCUUGGGUAAAAAGAGAGCCGCCUCCGCGUCUCCUUCCCGAGAUAAGCGACGAUCUUUCAGGGGUAUUUCCAGGGAUCGUUUCCCACAGCUGCCAUCUUUGCCUCACAUGCCCCAAAUGCCCCACUUCAAGAAUAUGCCUCAAAUGCCUCAGUUCAAGAACAGACCGCAAUUGCCUUCCAUGCCUCAGUUUAAGAAUAUGCCCCACUUGCCAACUCUUCCGACUCUGCCGCCAUUGCCGAAACCAAAAUCAAUGCCUAAAGUUCCCUCAAUGCCGAAGCUUCCCUCGUUUCCACGAGCUCCUUCUUUGCCCAGGGCGCCUACCUUACCCCGGGCGCCAUCGCUACCGCCACAACUGAGAAAUUUUCUGCACAGGGGAGGUGCCAGUUCCAGCGACAAAGAGGCUGAACAGCCAAAUAAACCUUCUCGACGACCAGGCCCAGUGGGUCGCACUUGGGUCAAGGUAUAUGACGAUAUCACUUUCAUGGAUUCUGAGACGGAAAAGGAUGACAUUUACCCGGUGUUAGCAUACACAGGUCGUCCUCACUCUGUGCCUGAUGCAGAGCCCCUCCCCGUGCCCCCGACCCCUCCGCCACCAAAGGCGCACAGGCAACCGUCUGUCGAGAGCGAAUAUGACAACGUCCCGUCGCGUAGCAAAGAAGGAGUCGGCGAAGGAUCGUCCCAGGAUGCCACUCCAACUCAGGGUCGAGGAAGAGGGAGGUUUAAGCAAAGGAAGCAGAAGCGCACAGGGACGCCCGUCGCCGCAGAAUUAGACGGCGUGGAUGCGGCUAUGCUUGCGGACCUGGAGGCCCAGAUUAUUCCUGCUCCUGAAGAAGAGGACGAUUACAUCAUCCCUCAGUCACUGUCUCCUCCUCGACCACCAAGAGGAUAUAAGAUUUAUGAUAAGAUCGAGCAGCCUCAGCAAGCAGCCACACAGGAGACCGAAGUGACCGAGGAAGAACCUGCUAAACCACCACGAGGGAUCAAAGUGUACGAGGACAUCAUCGUCCGUCGGCAUAUCACGAAAUUGGAAGAAGAGGACACGAUGACGCAAGAGGAAGAAAAACAAGAGCAAAAAGAAGAAAUUUCGACAGAGGUAAAAGAAGAUGAGCAGAAAGAAGUAGAAGUAGCACAGAAGGAAGAAGAAAAAAUGGAAAUAGAGGAACAGAGGGAGUCCCUUUCUGUUGAAACAAAAAUCGAAAAGGUGGAGGAGGAGGCGUCUGCAGACGUACCCCAACCUCCUCGUCCUAAACGAGGCGUCAAAUUAUAUGACACUGUCGAGUUCCAGCAAAAGAAGGAGGAAGCGGAAGCUCUUCCAUCCCAAGAAGAACAAGAGGGCCGUGCAACCGAAACUGGCGAUACUCAAGAGGGAGUAGAACUUCCUGAAAGGCCUACUCGAGGUAACAAGGUCUACGCAUCAAUCCUCAUUGAGAGAAAAAGUAUCCAAGAAAUGGAAACCUCAGAGGUCAAUGAAGGCUCGGAAGAAAUGAAGACUGAAUCCACUGAGAAAGAAACGAAGAUCGAAUCAAUGGAAACAGAAACGAAGAUCGAAACUGAACAAACAGAAAUAAAGAUCGAACCAGCUGAAAAGGAGACACAAUCAGUAACGGUAGAGGAAGAGGUAAAAAUUGAAGAGUCUGCUAAUGAAACCGAAAAUAAUAUCGAGGCAAAGGUUGUGACUAUGGGAGAGGAAUCAACCGUGAAACAAGAGGAAAAGGUGGAAAUAUCAACCUCACCUGGAGCGAAUAAUGAAACAAAGUGUGAAAUCCAGGGAACUGCACCAGUCGAGGAUGUUAAAGUUGAAAUGAAUGAAGUAAAGACGGAGACAGAUGAUUCGCAAAAGAAGCAAGAAGAGGAGCCGACAACAGGACCCUCUGAAAUAAAGGAGACCGUCCCCCCUUAUGCCCGUGUCCAUAAGGGGGCGGGGGUCAAGGAAUUAAGACCCGUUAACUUGGAUGACGAGGACGAAACGCCUCCUCCCAUACCUCCGAAAAAGAAGGGAAUCAGAACCAUUUCCCCUCAGACCCUGGAGAUGGAACCACCACGCCCUCCGCGGCACCUCAAGCCCCGAACGAGGAAGUCCCUCAUCAUGGUCAAUGGGGAACUGCCGGCUAGGCCACCGAGGGGCAACAAGAUCUAUGCAGAUGUGGAAGUCGUGACCCCUUCCCCGCCCAAACGCCAUUCCAAAGUGGUGCGCAUCGAAGAGGUGGUCACUCACAUUAAAGACGAAAUAGAGGCAUCCACUUCUCUGACAACUCUCAAGCACGGAGCACCCCCGAGGAGGAGGCGAGGCAAAGACGCCUUGGGUCAACAAGUCACGGGCAUACUUAUGGUUGACCCCACACGCCCUGCGAGGGUCAGCAUGACGACCGAGUGCGACGAGAAUUACGAAAACGUGACUUUGUCACAGGAACCUCCUAAACGUUCUCGAGGGCGACCUCUGCCCCCUCCUCCCCCACCCCCCAAGAAGGGCAGAUUACGCCAACAACAACAACAACAACACUCUGAGUCACCACGUGAAUCAGACAGACAGGUUGGCCAACCUAUAUCGACUGAUACUGGUUCCCCAACCAUCGUGACCCUGAGAGGCGGCAGCGUUGGUAAAACUGCGAGGGAGGCGGUACCCACUACCGCCUCCGAGUCUGACCGUAUCGCUAGUAUCCAUUCAACCACGGAACGAGUAACGCACGGUCGCGAGCCCAGGAGCCGACUUGAAAGUGAUAUCGAUAGUAAUCUGAAGACGAUCGAGACCUCGUUUGCAGCUCUCGACAAUGUUCUAAAAUCCCUCCAGGCGUAUUCUGGAAGUUCAGGUGAACGCUCAUCAUUAGGGGAGGAGCUACAGAAACCUUCGGACUCCUCCUCCUCCUCCUCAGCCACUACCACCACCAGUCUUGCAUCGCAAGGUGACGUAAAUAGUGUCGUUGCAGGUAAGAUCAAAGACACGGACGUUACGUCGACGUCAGCGUCGGAAACGAGUGUCACUUCCCAAAUUUUUGUGACGGAAAAAGACGUUUCUUGGACGCCCCUGAGACACGGGGCACCGAAACCCUCGGGAUCAGUGCUAAGUAGUGAACCUCCUCGGUCGCAGACAACGCAGAAAUCAGACGAAACUCAAUUCCAAAGUGCGUCAUUACAAGACGUCACCAAAGGAACAGCAUCCAAAACAGAUGAAUCUAAAGGGAAGACCGUUUAUGAAACUCUGUAUAGAGUUGAAAGUGUGAAAAAGGAAAGAAGACCAACGAGAGACCAAUCGAAUACGAGUGAAAACCAAACGAGCCAAACUGCAGAAAAAGACAAACAAGCUGAAGGAAAUAUAUCAAAAGAACAGAAGAUCAUUUUCCCAGAGUCAUCUAUUAUUAAAUCGAUCGCCGGGACAAGCGAGAGUAGGAAAGACGUUUUGAUUAAGCCUUUUAGAGUAGAAGAGGAGCUCUUGAAAGUCGAAGAGCAACUCCUGAGAGUUGAGGAGCAAUUGGGUAAGGUAGAGCAACCAGUAGUAAGAGAAAAACUUUUUGGUGAUGAUGAAAAAUCGACCACGGCAAAAGAACCGCAGGUAGCAGUUGCAAAUCAGUCGGCUAAGACUGAAGAACAGAAAAGUAAACCCGAAGAACCAGUCAGGACUGAAGAACACUCGGUAAAGACUCGAGAAAAGUCGACAGCUGAAGAACAAAUCAUUAAGACCGAAGAACUGCCAGGCAAGGCAGAAGAAAAACCUGUUAAGAAAGAAGAACAGACUGUAAAAGUUGAAAAUGCUGCUGUCAGUGAAGAAAAUACAGUAAAGACUGAAGAACAGUCUGUCAAGACAGAAGAAGAGACAGCAAAGGCCGAAGAGCAGCCAGUGAAACUUGAAGAAGAGAUCGUGAAAGUUGAAGAACAGACGGUGAACGUUGAAGAACAGCCAGCAAUAAUUGAAGAACAGACAGUGAAAGUUGAAGAACAGCCAAUAAACAUUGAAGAACAGGCAGUGAAAGUUGAAGAACAGCCAAUAAAUAUUGAAGAACAGGCAGUGAAAGUUGAAGAACAGCCAAUAAAUAUUGAAGAACAGGCAGUGAAAGUUGAAGAACAGUCAAUAAAUAUUGAAGAACAGGCAGUGAAAGUUGAAGAACAGCCAAUAAACAUUGAAGAACAGGCAGUGAAAGUUGAAGAACGGCCAACAGUAGAAGUUGAAGAAGAAGCAGUAAAAGACGACAAAAAAGCUGUCCAAAUCGACCAACAUCCAGCAAAGACUGAAGAACAAGACGCAAAAGAUGAAGAAAAAACUGUUGAAAUAGAACAGCCGUUAAAACAGAAGAGCAAACUGGCAAGGCUGAAGAACAAGAGACAGCAAAGGCUGAUGAACAAAUCGAGACAGAAGUAGCUCAGGCAGAAGAACAGGCGGCAAAAUCAGAACAGGAAUCGACGACA